UAGUGCUAAACGAACACCCCGUUAUACACGAUGAGCGGUAAAAAGGGACUCGAGUUGUUGCGCAGCAUCGCUACUGUGAUGACCAAAACCAACGGCUAUGAUAGAUGUUUACAGCAGCUCGUAAUGGUCAGUGGCGGCGAUGGACGAUGCACGGCCGAGUUUAAGGUACAGGAGGAACACUUGAACCGCGCGGGUGGUUUGCACGGAGGAUACACGGCCACGAUCGUCGACGUGGUCACUACGUACGCGCUGAUGACGAAGGAAAAUGCAACACCUGGCGUUUCGGUGGACAUACACGUGAGCUAUCUGAAAGGUGCCCGACAGGGUGAUGAAGUCAUCAUUGAUGCGAACACAGUUCGUGCAGGUAGAAAUUUAGCAUUCCUCGAAUGCGAACUACGCCACAAGAAGGACAAUUCAAUCAUUGCCAAAGCAUCACAUACCAAAUAUAUAGGAAGUAGUUAAAUGGUAUUACACCAAAAAAACAACAGAAUCCAACAUAAGGGUAGUAUGGUAGAAACACGAAAUGGGUGUUAGGUGAUAUGGUUUAGGUUCUUUUUUUGUUUGUUAUCUGUUUGGUUUGAACUGCUGUUCUUGUGUACGCUUUUAGUAGAUACAAUAAAACGCAAACAAACUGUACAA
Molecule: messenger RNA, 639 nt
Organism: Anopheles funestus (African malaria mosquito)
Lineage: Eukaryota; Metazoa; Arthropoda; Insecta; Diptera; Culicidae
Product: acyl-coenzyme A thioesterase 13-like
Exons: 2
Coding region: 31-462 (143 amino acids)
Molecular function (GO): fatty acyl-CoA hydrolase activity
Source: RefSeq, a predicted model, not a curated record